Solanum verrucosum is the source of this 1195-nucleotide messenger RNA. RefSeq lists its product as uncharacterized. Lineage: Eukaryota; Viridiplantae; Streptophyta; Magnoliopsida; Solanales; Solanaceae. The record is from RefSeq and is a predicted model, not a curated record. Gene Ontology annotation, biological process: shoot system development; root development. The coding region runs from base 389 to 1195 and encodes 268 amino acids. The transcript has a single exon.
UAUAUGUUCCAUAAAAUAAACUUCAGUCGUGCAUUAUGAAUUUUAUAUUUAAUUUGCUAGCCCCUUUGAAAGUCUUGACACCUUAAAAUAAUCCCAUUACUAUGUAAUUAUUUAUAUCUCAAUCAUCUAAUUAUUGUGUUAUAGUAGUUGAUGGAUUUAAGCUUUUAUGGAGGAGACAACCUUACCUGGCUACGUAUUACAUGACAAACACUAACUAAACAACUGAAGAAAUAAAGCAAUCCAGCCGUGCAAUCACAUGCUUAUUUAAUUAGGCCACUGUUAAUCUUGUCUCUCUUACUAUGGAUGUCUACCUAUAAAUACCAACACUCGAGCUUCAAUGCCAACACAAGUUUUAAAACUCCCCUCAUCAGAGAGAAAAUCAUAAGAAAUGGCUGCUCUUUCUUCAAAACCUAAUCACAUUCGAUCAGUCAGUUUUCCUGGCAGAUCACACCCAACCACCCAGAGAGUUGAAGAGGAGCUAAACAAGCUCAAAUCUUUGGAAGUAUCAGUUGCACCAGCAGCUGUGACCAAUGGUCUACUUGGUUUGGAGAAAUUAUACAAGUGCAUUGAUGAUCUUUUCAACUUACCUCAAACCCUUCAUGCCCUAUCCCAGAAUCUACAUGCAAAAUGGUUUGACGAUUUAUUGGAUAAAUCAGUGAGGCUUCUUGACCUUUGUGGCACAAUAAGGGAACUUGUCUCACAAUGUAAAGAAAAUGUAAGAGAUCUUCAAUCCUCCCUCAGAAGGAGAAAAGGAGAUUCAACUACAGAUGACAGCGUUGAAAGAUUUACCUCUUUCAUCAAGAAGAUCAAGACGGAUGCCAAAAGAUUAGUCUCCACUUUGAAGCAAAUGGAUCAAGUGACUGCAGUAUCGGUCUUGCUAGAUGCAGAUCAAGAUGCAUUACCUGCGAUUAGAGCAAUAAAAGAAGCUAAUGCAGCAUGUCUUUCAACUUUCCAAAUGCUCUUGUCCUUCUUGUGUGUGCCACUUUUGAAGCCUAAGCUAUCUAAAUGGUCACUGCUUUCAAGAUUGGUAAACAAAGAAAGAAUAGUUCCACUAGUCCUAGAAGAAAACAUGAGCUUAGAUGCCAAGCUUGAAAACUUUGAGGCUUAUCUUGUCAGCUUCGAAGAUGGAUUGGAAGCAACAUUUAGAUGCCUGAUUAGAUGUAGAAGCUCACUACUGAAUGUUUUAUCCUGCUAA